CAUCCCACUCAUCCUACCCAUCCAGCUUUUUCCAGUCAUCCUACUCAUCCUAGUUAUCCAAGCCAACUCAGUUGUCCCACUCAUGUUAGUCAUCCAAGUCACCCUAGUCACUCCUGUCAUCCCAGUUACCCUAGUCAGAUUUCGCAUUAGAUUGCAAAAUCUGAAAUCUGGAUUUCCCACUCAAAUGCAACCCUAGUCUCACUUGUCUUUCCUGUCAUCUUACAAUCAUGGACAAAAGUCUUGGGACACUUUUGUAUUUCUGGGGCAUUUUCCAAUUCACACAGUCCCAAUAAUUUGCUCCCCUCGCCCCACAAACAAAGUUGGAUGGGCAACUUUUUUUAGAGUUUCAGCUUUGUAUAUGGUGGGGGGUGGGGGGAGAGGGAGAACUGCAGGAAAAUUUCAAAAAGAAUGCACUGUUUUAUGAGGGAACCCAGAUGAAAAAUAUGAUUAUUGCAUUACUGUCCCAAGGACUUUUGUCCAUGAUUGUAGCUAUCUCAGUAAUCCUUCUCAUCUCAGUCAUCAUAGUCCUCUUUACAGUCCAGUCACCAGUCAUCCCAAUCAUCCUAAGUAUCCUUAUUAUUUUAGUCAUUGUAGUUAUCCCACCCACCCUAGCUAUUCAUCCUAGUCAACAAAGUCACCACUGUUGAGUCUCUUACCCUAGCAAUCUCAGUCAACCCAUUCAUCCUUAUCAUCCCAGUCUCUGUAGUUAUUGUAGUUAUCCUAGUCAUCUCAAUCAUUCCAAUCAUCCCAGCCACCCUAGUCAUCCCAGUCAUCCUAAUCAACUCAGUCAUCCUAGUCCCCCUAGUCAUCCCAGUCAUCCCAGUCACCCCAUUCAUCCUAGUCACCCCAGUUAUUCUACUUUUCCUUUUCAUCAUAAUCAUCCCUGUCAGCCCUGUUAUCACAGUAAACCAAGUCAUCCUAUUUAUCCUAGUCAUGCCAGUUGUCCUAGUCAUGCCAGUCAUCCUACUUAUCCCAGCCAUCCAAGUCAUCUCAUUAAUAGUUAUCCUAUUCAUCCUUAUCCUGCAAGUCAUCCUGGUCAUUCAAAUAGUCCCAGUCAUCCUCGUCGCCCAUGUUAUUCCAGUCAUCCCAGUGACCCCUGUUAUCCUAGUCAUCCUCUCAUCAUAGUAACCCUAGUCAUCUAAGUCAUCCUAGUUUCCCACUCAUUCCAUUCAUCCUAGUCAUCUUAGUCACCCCAGUGAUCUCAGUCAUCCUAGUCAUCCUAUCUACCUUAUUCAUCCCAGUUGUACCAGACAACCUUGCCAUCUCAGUUAUCUCAUCAUCCUAGUCAUCCAGUUUUUCUAGUUAUCCUUGUCAUCACAGUCAUCCCAGUCACCUAGCUAAGUCAUCCUAAUCAUCCAAGUCACUCCCAUCAUCCGUGUGACCCCAGUUACCUAGUCAUCCCAGUCCUCCUAGACAUCCUGGAAACCCUAGUCAUCCCUGUCAUUCUAGGUAUCCCUGUCAUCACAGUUAUUCCAGUCACCAUAGUCAUCUCAAUUAUCUCAUCACCCCAUUCAUCCUAGUCGCCCCAGUUAUUCUACUUUUCCUUUUCAUCACAAUCAUCCCUGUCACCCCUGUUAUCACAGUAAAUCAAGUCAGCCUAUUCAUUCUAGUGAUGCUAGUUGUCCUAGUCAUGCCAGUCAUCCCAACCAUCCAAGUCAUCUCAUUAAUAGUCAUCCUAAUCAUGCAGGUCAUUCCAGUCAUAUUAGUCAUCCCAGUCAUCCCAGCCAUCCAACUCAUUUAAUCAAUAGUCAUCCUAUUCAUCCUAACCAAGCAAGUCAUCCCAGUCAUCCAAGUCAACUUAUUUUUGCAGAUCACUGGAAAAAUCGCAAAAAUGCAAAAAUUAGAACCUGCAAAAAUUUUGUGCCACACCGUAGUCAUCCUAUCUAUCCUAUUCAUCCCGGUCAUACCAGACACCCUUGUCAUCUCAGUCAUCCUUAUCAUUCAAAUCACUCCUGUCAUCCCUGUCACCCCAGUUAUCCCAGUCAACUCAGUCCAUCUAGUCAUCCCAGUAAUCCCAGUCUUUCCGGUCAUCCCAGUCAUCCCAGCCAUCCCAGUCACUCCAGUCACCCCAGUCACCCUAGUCAACCUCAUAGUUCGCAUGCACCUUGAAAGUCCUUGAAAGUAGUCCUUGGAUUUCAGCGCUUACUUUAUCCAGUCCAGAUUCUCAAGUGCCUAAAAGGAGCAAACACAGAGAGACCUUUCGGAUAAAAAUUAAAAUUGCAGUCAUGUUGUGGAAGAACUAAAAAAGACAUAUACUCAAGGCUAUGAUUGGAAUCCUUGAAGAAUGGGAAAUUUGUCCUUGAAAAGUACUUGAAUUUUUUUUUAUCAAAACAGGAUACGAACCUUACAACCAAGUUAUCCUGGCCAUUCUAGUCAUCCCUGUCAUCCCAGUGACUCCCUGUCAUCCCAGUCAUCUUCUUGUCCUAGUUAUUCCAGUCAUAAUCAUCCCAGUCAUCCUGGUUAUCUCAGUUAUCUCAGUAACCCUAGUCAUCCUAGUGUCCCACUCAUUCCAGUUACCCUAGUCAUCUCAGUCACCCCAGUUAUCCCAGUCAUCCUAGUCAUCCUAGUCAUCUCAGUCAUACCAGACUCCCCAGUCAUCUCAGUUAUCUCAUUGUUGUAGUCAUCCUAGUCACCGACGUUCUUUGACAUAUCCUUUUCAUCACAGUCAUCCCAGUUACCCCUGUCAACAUAGUCAUCCUAGGUAUUCUAGUCAUCCCAGUAAUACUAGUUAUCCUAUUGAUCCUUUUGAUGCAAGUCAUUCCAGCCAUCCUAGUAAUCCCACUUAUCCCAAUCAUCCCAGUCACCCAGUCAUCUCAGUUAUUCUACCUAUCCUUUUCAUCCCAGUCACCCCUGUUAUCAUAAAAAAAAAAAUUAAAAUAAAAUAAAAAAAUUCCUAGUUAUUGGUUAUCGCAGGUAUCGCAGUUAUCCUAGUCAUCACAGUCACCCAAUCAUCCAAGUCCUAGUAUCCUAGUCAUGCCAAUCAUCCUAGUCAUCACAUUCUUCCCAGUCUUCCUAAUCAUCCUAGUCAUCCUAGUCAUC
Messenger RNA from Porites lobata, 3039 nucleotides. Lineage: Eukaryota; Metazoa; Cnidaria; Anthozoa; Scleractinia; Poritidae. The record is from the annotation of a GenBank genome assembly.